AUGAACUGGCUACCCAACGGGCACAGGUAUAUUUACUUGCGGACAGGAUGCCUGAGCCUCGUAGGUGCUUGUCGACUUCUUGAGUGAAACCAUUACUCUCUAACAAUACACCAUCAUGAGAUUGUUGGUUUCUUUGUUGGCGUUCGCCGCUAUCUUCGCGGAUGUUCACUGCCAAAAUGAUGAAGCAACACGACUAGGCCUCAUUUCUGGUGAUAUUGGAGUGCCUCCCGUGCCCGGUGGCCAGUUUGGAAACCCACAGAACACGAAUUCUCCCGACUGCUUCUGUCUGCCAGUCAACCAGGCUUGCCCCAACCAGCCAAUUGCUUCUCUUCUCAGAAUUGCCAACAGACCUCAGGGAGGAGUUUGCGUGGAUACCGAGCAGAAGCUUUGCUGUCCUGGAUCUGGAAACAUCCCCACACCUGGCGGGGGCAGGCCGAUCCCAGUGGUGCCGAACCCCGUUCAGGUUGGGGGAUCGUGUGGCAUCUCUAGUCCCAUCUCACUAGGCCGUUCCAACUUUGCUGAGGCAGACUUUGGUGAGUACCCAUGGAUGGCAGUCGUCUUAGGUCUGAACAACAACUAUCUGGGUGGAGGUGUCCUCAUUUCCCCUGAAUGGGUUCUUACAGCUGCUCACAAGAUCAGCACAAAUCAGAUAAAAGUGAGACUGGGUGAGCACGACGUGAAAAGCCCACAGGAUCAUCCACAGUUAUCUCACCUGGAAGUCCCCGUAGACCGCGUUGUCGUGCAUCCACAGUACAACGCCAGGUCCCUCGCCAACGACAUCGCUUUACUGCAUCUGGGCCAGCCAGUCAAUACGAACGCAUUCCCACAUAUCAGAACUGCCUGCCUUCCUGAACAAGGCCAACUCUUCUUCACUACAACCCAGAGUUGUUGGGUCAGCGGAUUUGGUAAGGAUGCCUUUACCACUGGCGGAUCCUUCCAAAAUAUUCUGAAGGAGGUUGACGUGCCUAUGGUUGAUCCUUUUGUGUGCCAGGCUAAGCUUCAGAGGUCUCGCCUAGGCUCCGAAUUCAGACUGGACACGAAUUCUUUCAUCUGCGCCGGAGGAGUUGCUGGCAAAGACGCCUGCACGGGUGACGGUGGAGCACCUCUCGUGUGCCCUACCCAAAAGGGUUGGACUGUCGUUGGACUCGUUGCCUGGGGCAUCGGUUGCGCCACUGGCGAGAUGCCAGGUGUUUAUGUCAAUGUGCCCAAUUACGUCAAUUUCAUUCGCCAACACGUCAGGGUUUAAAAUUGGGCGCUGGUCAGACAAUCAUCUCUGCUGCUUCAGUUACUUCAAUUAGACUCAUUUCAUUAUCAUUUCACCGAAACCACACCAUGGCUAAAACAUUAAACUCGACAAUAAUUAGAUUCAAAAGGCCUUCUUUAUGCGCGUGAAUGGAAAAGUCAAUGUUUGCUCAACUCCCGUCAUCAGAAAAGGCUCUUUGGAUGUUUCAUUGUCAACUAUUUGAAAACCCAACACAAAAUUGUUGUUAUUAAAUUGCUAAAAAAAUAUCGCCGCUGUUUUGGUUCCUAGUUUGGAUUGUAUAACCAAUUCUACUUGAGCGGUGACCCUUGGGGAGAAUUCAUUGUCCAAAAUAACAUCAGUAUUGAAAAGAACAUUUUUUCAACCUUUUUGCGAAGCACGAGGUCAUGAGGUAUGCGACAUCAGUUUCAACUAAUACCUAAUAACUUAUUUCUUAUCAGUUCCUGUGAUCGUCAAUAUGCUGAAGAGCUAUUGCAUGUUAAUUUUAAGUUAUAAACAAUAAACACCUUUGAACAGUA
Molecule: messenger RNA, 1779 nt
Organism: Macrobrachium nipponense
Lineage: Eukaryota; Metazoa; Arthropoda; Malacostraca; Decapoda; Palaemonidae
Product: phenoloxidase-activating factor 2-like
Exons: 9
Coding region: 116-1246 (376 amino acids)
Biological process (GO): proteolysis
Molecular function (GO): serine-type endopeptidase activity
Source: RefSeq, a predicted model, not a curated record